CAGUCCCGUAAUACCAGUUAAUAGCAAUAUGAAUAAUAGAAGACAAUGAAAAUGCAAGGAAUAAGAUGACCGUGUCUUUACAAACAGACCAUGUGAAUCUGCUUGUAGAUAGGGCUAAGAACUUACAGAUAGGGAAGCAACAGAAGAAACUCUUAGUUCUAGAAAAUGUUACUAUCAACACAGACUAUUGCUCAGCCAAGGCUGUGUUAAAUUCCUGAUUCUAGAGAAAAAGAACAAAGACUUAACAGAAUUAUUAAUAGGUUUUUCUUUCUUAUAUAUAACAAAAGGGGGUCCAUACUCGAGGGGAGCAUAGAGGAGGCGAUUUGGGAAGUCUGUGCCUUCCAAGCACCUCAGCCAAUGGGUAAAAAGAAGAGGGAGAUGCAGACAGGAACUUAGGACAAAAAAGGGGGCUGCGUCCUCCAACAAUUUGAGAGAUCCCAUGGGAAAUGCUCAUGGCCUUUAUUCGAAUAAAGUUACAGGAUUCCUCUGUCUUCUUUUUGGACAUAAACCUCUGGCAUCGUGGAUUAAUUUUCCUGACACUUGGGAGACAAACUGAUUUAUUUCAGAGUAGCACAAACCUGAGUGCUUCAAGGUUUACCCAAAGUUUUUACUAUUUAUACAAUGUAGCAAACUAAGGAAUUAGUGUUCAUUGGCUUUAAGUGACAUUGUUCCCUUAUUAAUUAAGUCUUCCAUCUUCUAUUAGUUAACGAUUGCCUGUCUUCUCAUGCUAAUCAGUCAACAUGCUCAGUCCUUCUCUUCUUUUGGGUCGGUGGUUUUCUUGGAUCCAUGGCCAUGAGUUGGCGGUCACAGUCUGCCCCUGCCAUAAAUUACUUUUUACCCAGUCGAGCUGAGUUUGCUUUAUCAGUUUCUUCCUUAUCUUGGAGGUUCUGCUGGAUGUCUUUGUGUCCAUUAUCAGUAGUCCAUUCUUCUCGUUUGGCAUUAUGAACCUCUCCCUAGAUCUGAGAUUACUGAAGCAUAUCACGCCUUAACCUUAACAAGGCAAUUCUACCGACAAGUCGUUUGUAUUUCUAACACCUGGCCAUCACUUAGCGCUCGCCUGUCACCCGCGACCUGUCUCACGGAUUAAUGUCUUUCUCGUUGAUUAGGCCGGAUAUCCAGCAAAGCCCGUCCUUUUUUGAGAACAUUUUUACACAGCUCACGUUUUGCACCGCUGGCCGCCGGGAGGCCUUAGCGGCCCGGCCGCGGCCAUGACGGGCCCUGCGGCCGAGGAGCGGCGGCGCCUGCGCAGCGCUGCGGGCGGGGGAAGGCGCCGAGCCCCGGCCAUGGCGCGGCGCGUCCUGAGGGGGCUGCUGCUGCUGGAGGCGGCGGGGCUGCUCGGCGCCCUCCUGCUUUUCCGCGCCAUGGACCGCAGCCAAGAUUUCAGAUACACAAUGCAGAAGAGGUUUCCAUCAAUUCUGGAAGUUUAUUACAAAUCCAAUGAGCGGUCUGGAAUUCAUGGCAUAAGAGAGAAUGACCAGAUGACAUGGUUAAGCAGCAAGAACUGAACCCUCUGUGCCUGAACUGUUUCUUCUUUUUGAUGAUGCUUUUCACAUCCCUGUUGUGAAGCCACUUGUCACGCUCUAUUUCCCACUGGAUCUGUUUGACAUCUGUAGGAGGAAAAGUGAGAAAUAAGGAGCCGAUGGAUACGUCUGACCAUGAAGUGGCAUACAGAUCAAUCAUGUAAAAGUUAAAACUUGAAUACUGUAUUUAUAAAUGUUAAUAAAAUGCAAACUGCCUUUUUUUUU
Messenger RNA from Vidua chalybeata, 1745 nucleotides. It is a transcript of the gene CEBPZOS, whose product is annotated as CEBPZ opposite strand. The transcript is spliced from 4 exons. The record is from RefSeq and is a predicted model, not a curated record. NCBI's taxonomy places the organism in Eukaryota, Metazoa, Chordata, Aves, Passeriformes, Viduidae. The coding region runs from base 1209 to 1505 and encodes 98 amino acids.